Molecule: messenger RNA, 876 nt
Organism: Thermochaetoides thermophila DSM 1495
Lineage: Eukaryota; Fungi; Ascomycota; Sordariomycetes; Sordariales; Chaetomiaceae
Product: aldo-keto reductase-like protein
Exons: 4
Coding region: 1-876 (291 amino acids)
Molecular function (GO): oxidoreductase activity
Source: RefSeq, a predicted model, not a curated record
AUGGCUUCACUUAGCAUAAGCACCACACUUAAGCUGGCCAGCGGUUAUGACAUUCCUCAGCUAGGCUUUGGUGUCUACCAAACGCCAGCUAAGGACGCAGCAGGUCUCGUCACUGAAGCUUUCGAAACGGGCUAUCGCCAUGUCGACUCCGCCGCAGCCUACCGCAACGAGCGUCCCUGCGGCGAGGCCAUCCGCUCCUCCCCAAUUCCUCGCUCCCAACUCUUCUUCACCACCAAGAUCCCCGUCAAAGCUGUCAGCUACGAGGGUGCCAAAGCCCAAAUCGACAAAUCCCUAGCCGAGACCGGCCUAGACUACCUCGACCUGGUGCUGAUUCACGCCCCGUACGGCGGCUCAGAGAACCGCAAGGGUGCCUGGAAAGCGUUGGUUGAGGCCGUUGAGGAGGGCAAGGUUCGCAGCAUUGGUAUCAGCAACUACGGAGUGCAUCAUCUGCGCGAGCUGGAGCAGCACAUAGCCGAGCUAGAAAGAGAGAGGGGCGGUAAAGGCAAGGGAGGUGUUAUCAGCGUUGGUCAGUGGGAAAUCCACCCGUGGUGCUUGCGGGAAGACAUUGUUGCGUGGUGCAAGGAGAAAAGAGUCGUCGUUGAGGCUUACAGUCCUCUGGUCAGGGGCAAGCGCUGGGGUGAACCGGUGACCAAGAAGUUGGCUGAGAAGUACGGCAAGACGGAGGCGCAAGUGUUGAUCCGUUGGAGCUUGCAGAAAGGCUAUGUUCCCUUGCCGAAGACGGUUCAUUCUGAGAGGAUCAAGGAAAAUGCGGAUGUCUAUGACUUUGAGCUGACACCAGAGGAGAUGAAGGAGCUCGAGACAGAUGAAUACUCUCCUGUUUGCUGGGAUCCUACACGCUCCAAGUUGGAUAAGUGA